ACUGUCCAAGAUGCUCCCGUUAGGUUAUACAACACAUCGCCAAUGACACUGAAACCACGCCGUUUGGUCUUUAAUUAGUUUGCAUCUGCGGCUAAUGCGAGAUGCUGUUGUGAUCUCCUCUUUUGUCAGCCAGGUCACAGUACCUAUACUUAGAUAACUACGUGAUAUCUCUCCGUGAUAUAGUCAAACCUCUUUUGGUCUUUAUAAUCGUCAGCGUCGCGAUCGUAGAGAUAGCUCAUUUCUCCUAGUCAUUCACCUCAUAUCCGGUUCAUCAAGGAAAUCGCUAAAUUGGUAGUGACACCUAUUUAACUUCUUAAUUUGUUAAUAAUGGCUGCACGAAUGUCUACUGGCCCAAGUUGGGCCCUCGCAAUCUUACUCUCUCUCAUAUCACUCGUCUUCACCUUAGUCACGCUACUCUCUGGCGUUGGUAGCCAUACUACGGCAUCAUACCUAACGGUUGAUACAACAGAUCUAGCCAUACCUGCAAAGCUGAGCGGCUCAAUAUUCUUGCAAGAUCUCUCCAAGAUAUCCGGAAGCGACUUUGUCGGCCAGGACAAGACAAGAGAGAGUCUGGGCUUGUCUAACGACUACUCCGUCUCCCUCUUAACAGCAUGUGGUCGCAACGAUGAUGGAUCGUCGUCUUGCUAUGCGCCCCGUGUCGGAUUCACAUUCAACCCCGGCUCGAAUCUCAAACUCGACCGCUCAGCUGCGCAGUACGGCCAACUGCGCACGUACGCAGAAGUGUCUACUUUCGUCGCUGUAGCGUACAUCGUAUCGGCGCUCCUUACUCUUCUAUCAUGCACCGCAAUCGUGCUAUCUCGCCGCUUCGAGCGCGCAAUCCUCAUCAGCCGCAUCAGCUCUGGACUUGUUGCGAUACUCCUAUCCACAGCAACCGUUGCCUCUAUCGUGACCUUCGUCAAGCUGCGCGACUCCUUCAACAGCGCACUUAGCGACGUCGGCGUGAAGACCGCCACUGACUCCACCGCCUUCGGCCUCAGCGCCGCAGCGAGCGUCGCCGCCAUAAUUGCUUUCGCGCUGACGUUCUUCAUCCGCCCCACGGCCUCAGGUUAUCGUCUGCCGCUCCACCGCGAGAAGCAAAAUACCUACGCCAAUGAGACGGAAUUGAUGUCGCGCGAGUCUCGACCCGCCAAUGUUGGGCCUGGGUUCAUGGACCGCAUGCAGCCGUGGAAUCGACCACGUUACGCACAGAUCGAGACGAACAAGUUAGAUGCGCACUCACGCGAUCACUCGCCGGACAGCGACCGCGAAGGGCUCAUAAACCCCGGCGAAGAUGACGGUCUUCACAAUGCCAAUCAUGACCCCACAUGGGCAAACACCGGGGCAAGGCAAAAUCUAGAUCAUGUGUCAACGGCAUACAAGCCAAGUGUUUGAAAGACUGGCUUGAUAACGUUGCAUAGAGAUUUGCGGUUGGAUUAAUGGAUUAUGAGCGUUCUCUUAGAGAUUUUUGGGCGAUCGAUCGAUAACGCUUUUAUGAUUGGAUUGAUAAAGUAGACUUAAUUUAGAAACUAAUUGAUCUUGACUUGUUUCACCAUCUGACUCCUUAUAUAUAUCUUCGAGGCAGGAGACCACGAUCAAUUCAAAUCCUUGUUAUGUGAUUGCUUAUAAGUUAUA
Xylaria bambusicola is the source of this 1632-nucleotide messenger RNA. Its product is annotated as SUR7/PalI family-domain-containing protein. Lineage: Eukaryota; Fungi; Ascomycota; Sordariomycetes; Xylariales; Xylariaceae. The transcript is spliced from 2 exons. Gene Ontology annotation, biological process: fungal-type cell wall organization. Gene Ontology annotation, cellular component: plasma membrane; cell cortex of cell tip. The record is from RefSeq and is a predicted model, not a curated record. Bases 328 to 1392 code for a protein of 354 amino acids.